Medicago truncatula (barrel medic) is the source of this 1470-nucleotide messenger RNA. RefSeq lists its product as uncharacterized. Gene Ontology annotation, biological process: ribosomal large subunit biogenesis. Gene Ontology annotation, cellular component: nucleolus. The transcript is spliced from 2 exons. Lineage: Eukaryota; Viridiplantae; Streptophyta; Magnoliopsida; Fabales; Fabaceae. The coding region runs from base 1 to 1470 and encodes 489 amino acids. The record is from RefSeq and is a predicted model, not a curated record. Gene Ontology annotation, molecular function: structural constituent of ribosome.
AUGACAGAUUUUCCUCUCAUCUCAAAAGAGGACAAUCCUGAGGUUCUGUAUCAGUUCAUCAAAGCUCAUUUUCAGGAUACGGGUGAGAUAAUCAGCUAUGCAUCCAUUCCUGACAAAAUGGGAGGAGGUGAUCCUCUCAAGGUUAAAGGAAAGAGAUCAAAGAAUGUUGAGAAGGAUGAUGCUUCAGCACCCAAACCCAAGAGAGCUAAAACUGUUAAGGCUGAAGGUUCAACAGCUUCUGAAUAUGCUUCUGAUGAAGUCAUUCAGAAGAAAAGAAACAAGAAGCUUGAGGUUCGAGAUGCUGCUAGAGAAGCUGCUCUUCGUGAAGAAGUCAUUCAGAAGAAAAGAUCCAAAGGAGAAAGUGAUUAUCAGGAAGCUCUCAAGGAAGCUACUGAAGAAGUGGAAGAAGAAGAAGAAGAGCAUCAAAAGAAAAAGGGUAAAAAACCUCAUGUCUUACCAAUGAUGAAAGUUACUCCUGAGAUGACACAAAGGACUAAAGAGGUUGCUGCUGAUGAGUUAGCUAAACAGAAGGAAUUGUCUGAACUUUACAGAAAGCAAAGAGAUGAUAAGCUCAAAGCUGCAGGGCUUGAAGAAUCUGGUCCUCUGGAUGCUAAGAGAGAUGCUGAGAUUGCAUCUCUGGCUGCUGAUGUUGGAAAACAGACAGUUGAGGAAGCAACUAGUCUACUUCAAGAGAAUCUGAUGAAAGGAAAAGGAACAUCAGAAGUUGCUGCUUCAGAAUCUGCAUCAGAAGCUGUGAGAUCAGAACCUCCUAUCUCAGGUAACUCAACUGAUCCUAAAGCUCAAAUCAAUAUGCAGAUUCUUAGUUCUUCACCCUCACCAUCAUCUUCAUCCUCCACUGACUUAGAUGACAUUCCUCUAAUUGCUUCUGAGCAAACUCAACCUGAAACUAUCCCUGAACAACAAACGACCUCUGACCUACCAUCCACUUCUCUAACCUUAGCCAUCCAACAACCUUUACCAAACAUUCUAGAAUCUGAAUUUAUUGAUAAUGAGUUGCUAAGGAUCGGGGAUGAAGUAAAAGAACUAAUUCUUCUUAGAAAAGUUCCUAUACUUUCCAUCCACUAUGAGGAUCAAUGGAUGAACCUGAAGAAAAACGCUUCUGAGCUGCUGGACAAGAUUAGUCAAAAAUGCCUAAGAACUCAAGCUAUAGUUCUUAAGAGGUAUCUGGCAGCAAUACACAAAGUUCAGAAAGCUAAAGUUCCGUUUCUCUGUCUGGCUAAUGCUCCUUUCUUUUCAGAAAGUGAGUAUGUUAAGAUCUUUCAGAAGCUGAAACAGAAGCUUCUGACUACUCAAGCUGAAGCACAGGCUAGGGAGAAUGAGUUUCAGAAGAUCAAGAAGAAGAUUGAAGUUUUAGAAGAUAUAGUGUCCAAGCAAGAAGAAGAAUUGAAGAGACAAUCUGAGCAGAUCAAGCAGUUGAUGGAAGCAAUGUCUAAACAAGCCAAACCUUAG